Molecule: messenger RNA, 835 nt
Organism: Cuscuta campestris
Lineage: Eukaryota; Viridiplantae; Streptophyta; Magnoliopsida; Solanales; Convolvulaceae
Source: the annotation of a GenBank genome assembly
GUAAAAGUGUUUUGUUCUUUUCUACAUGAGGAAUAGCUAGCUUUAGCGAACCAGAAAAUAUUUCUCUAGAAAAUAAAUUUAGAAUAUAGAGUCUUAUAGCCUCCGUUCAUCAACGCCGAGGAGGAGUUUCCGGCAACUAAUUAGGUUUAAAUUUAAGUAUAAAUAAUAAUGGGCGGGGGAGGAGGCGGCGGUGGCUCAUCUUCAUCGUCAUCAUCUCCGUGCGCCUCCUGCAAAUUGCUGAGGCGGCGGUGCGCCAAAGACUGCAUCUUCGCCCCGUAUUUCCCUCCCGACGACCCUCACAAGUUCGCCAUCGUCCACAAGGUCUUCGGCGCCAGCAACAUCAGCAAAAUGCUCCAGGAGAUCCCGGUCCACCAAAGAGGCGACGCCGUGAGCAGCCUGGUGUACGAGGCGAACGCGAGGAUGAGAGAUCCGGUGAACGGAUGCGUUGGUGCGAUUUCGUAUCUGCAGAACCAAGUGGCGCAGCUGCAGGUCCAGCUGGCGGUGGCCCAGGCCGAGAUCCUGCGCCUCCACCAGCUGCAGCAGCAACAACAACAAACUGCCGCCGCCAUCUUGCCAGUGGCUCAUAUCUACUGUGGCGGCGGUGGGGGUGACGGCGACCACCAAACACCGCAGUCGUUGCCAGUUUCGUCCCUUGUCGUGUCGUCGCCGUCGGCAACUGCGGCCGCCGUGGCGGCAAAUAUGAACGGCGCAAGUUUGACUAGCUUUGGCAGCCUUCAGCCGCUGCAGUACUAAUAAUAGCCUAUUCUACAUUUUCGUCAACAAAAAAAAGUUAAUUAUAUAUACUAGUAGUGAUUAAUAUAAAUUAUCACUCGAU